Vombatus ursinus (common wombat) is the source of this 11147-nucleotide messenger RNA. RefSeq names its product vacuolar protein sorting 13 homolog C (gene VPS13C). NCBI's taxonomy places the organism in Eukaryota, Metazoa, Chordata, Mammalia, Diprotodontia, Vombatidae. Gene Ontology annotation, cellular component: extrinsic component of membrane. Gene Ontology annotation, biological process: protein targeting to vacuole; protein retention in Golgi apparatus; mitochondrion organization. The record is from RefSeq and is a predicted model, not a curated record. Bases 121 to 11124 code for a protein of 3667 amino acids. The transcript is spliced from 83 exons.
CCGCUGCCGCUGAUUCUGGAGGACCGCGUUCUUCUGGGUCGGGGCUCUCACCCACUCCUCUCCUCCGCCACCUCCCUCUUCCCUCCCCUCUGACCCUCCUCCCCCACCUCCAGUCAAGCCAUGGUGCUGGAGUCGGUGGUCGCGGAUCUCCUCAAUCGCUUCCUGGGGGACUACGUGGAGAACCUGGACAAGUCCCAGCUGAAGCUGGGCAUUUGGGGCGGUAAUGUGGCCUUAGAUAACCUGCAAAUAAAAGAAAAUGCUCUGAGCGAAUUGGGUGUUCCCUUUAAAGUAAAAGUUGGACAAAUAGAUAAACUUACUUUGAAGAUUCCUUGGAAGAAUUUGUAUGGGGAAGCAGUUGUUGCAACAUUAGAAGGAUUGUACCUACUUGUUGUCCCUGGAGCUAGUAUUAAAUAUGAUGCUGGAAAAGAAGAAAAAUACCUGCAGGAAAUUAAGCAGAGAGAUCUGUCAAGAAUUGAAGAAGCCUUACAAAAAGCCGCUGAGAAAGAUAAGCCAAAGAAAGAAAAAAAAGAUACAUUUUUGGAAAAGCUGGCAACUCAGGUCAUAAAAAAUGUACAAGUGAAAAUCACAGAUAUUCAUAUUAAGUAUGAAGAUGAUGUCACUGAUCCAAAGCGACCUCUUUCAUUGGGAGUGACAUUGGGAGAACUUAGUCUUUUGACUGCUAAUGACAAUUGGACUCCAUGUAUAUUAAAUGAAGCUGCAAAGAUCAUAUACAAGCUUGUACGCCUUGAUAGUCUUAGUGCCUAUUGGAAUGUAAACUGCAGUACGUGUUACCAGGGAUCCAAGGAACAGAUAUUGGAUCAUUUGAAAAGUGGAAUCCCUUCCACUAGUAGUAGCAGUGGAUCUCCAAACUAUCAAUAUAUUUUCAGGCCAGUGUCUGCCUCUGCAAAACUCUGUAUAAAUCCUCAUGCGGAAACUGAACUCAAAACACCCAAACUUGAUUGCAACGUAGAAGUACAGAACAUUGCUAUUGAAUUGACCAAGCCCCAGUACCUUAGUAUGAUUGAUCUUCUGGAAUCAGUGGAUUAUAUGGUUAGGAGUGCUCCAUACAGGAAAUAUAGACCUUAUUUACCAUUACAUACCAAUGGUCGGCAGUGGUGGAAGUAUGCAAUUGAUGCUAUUCUUGAAGUUCACGUAAGACGAUAUACACGGAUGUGGUCUUGGAAUAAUAUAAAAAGGCACAGGCAGUUUCUCAAGCGUUAUAAAAACGCAUACAAAAAUAAACUAACCCAGAGUAAAAUCACAGAAGAAGUACAAAAUGAAAUUCAGGACUUGGAGAAGACUCUUGAUGUUUUCAAUAUUGUUUUAGCAAGACAACAAGCACAAGUUGAAGUGAUUCGAUCUGGGCAAAAAUUGAGAAAAAAAUCAGCUGAUACAGGGGAGAAGCGUAGUGGAGGCUGGUUUAGUGGGUUCUGGGGUAAGAAAGAAACUAAGAAAAAUGACGAUGAAGAAUCCUUAGUUCCUGAAACCAUUGAUGACCUCAUGACUCCGGAGGAAAAGGCAAAACUCUUCACUGCCAUUGGAUAUAGUGACAGUACCCACAACUUAACUUUACCUAAGCAGUAUAUUGCCCAUGUAAUGACACUGAAACUGUGCAGGACAUCUAUUACAAUCAGAGAAUACAGAAAUGUUCCAGAGAUACUUAAAGUGCAAAUUAUUGACUUAAGCACUCGAGCAUCUCAGCGGCCAGGAGCACAGGCGCUUAGGGUAGAAGCAAAAUUGGAACAGUGGUACGUAACUGGUCUAAUGCAGCAAAAUAUUGUUCCAUCUCUUGUGGCUUCCGUUGGGGAUACCAGCUCGUCACUGCUUAAAAUUGAAUUUGAGACCAACCCAGUGGAUAGCGCUGCCCACCAAACUCUGGUAGUUCAGUCUCAGCCAGUAGAGAUAAUUUAUGAUGCAAAAACAAUAAAUGCAAUGGUAGAAUUCUUUCAAGCAAGUAAGAGUUUAGACCUUGAGCAGAUAACCUCAGCAACAUUGAUGAAACUGGAAGAAAUUAAAGAGAAAACAGCUACAGGACUUACCCACAUUAUUGAAACACGGAAAGUUCUUGAUUUAAGGAUUAAUUUGAAGCCUUCCUACCUCAUAGUACCAAGGACGGGAUUCUAUCAUGAAAAUUCAGAUAUUUUAAUUUUGGAUUUUGGUACCUUUCAGCUAAACAGCAUAGGUCAAGGUGAAAGGCAAACUACCACUUCAUCCCUAGAAGAAAUAAUGGACAAAGCAUAUGACAAGUUUGAUGUUGAGAUUAAAAGUGUCCAGUGUCUUUUUGGAAGAUCAGGGGAAGAUUGGAAAAAAGCCCGAUUUCAGCACCCAUCAUCUUUGCAUAUAUUACAGCCUAUGGAUAUCCAUGUUGAGUUGGCUAAGGCUAUGGUGGAAAAAGACAUUAGAAUGGCCAGAUUUAAAGUUUCAGGUGGGCUUCCUUUGAUGCAUGUGAGACUAUCUGACCAAAAGAUGAAAAAUGUGCUGGAUUUGAUUCACAGCAUCCCCAUGCCAACAAGAUCAGAUGUGCCAUCUCCAGAGAGAAAGGUAGCAGCUAUUCCCAUUAUUUCUGAUGGGACAAAGAGACUACUUACCACUUCACUGCUGCUAGAAGAAGUAGAGUCAGAGUCUGAUGAUGAAUAUUUUGAUGCUGAAGAUGGAUCACAACAGACUAGUAGAAGUGUUAAAGGAUCUGAGAUAAGUAAAGUCACAGAACCCCCAAAUGAAGAGCUCAUUGACCUUCAGCUCAAAUUUGAAAUUAAAGAGGUGAUUUUGGAACUUACCAAGCAACAGGAAAAAGAAGAAACAAUUCUUGUGUUUAAUAUAAUACAGCUGGGAACAGAAGCUACUGUUAGACCGUUUGACAUGGUUGUAGUAUCUUAUUUGAAGAAAAUAAGCUUGGAUUACAAUGCAAUUCAAGGGACCAGAAAGAAACCACUUCAUUUGAUUAGUUCUUCUGACAAAUCUGGGUUAGAUCUUUUAAAGGUGGAAUAUAUCAAGGCUGACAAGAAUGGACCUAGUUUUCAAACUACUUUUGAAAACACUGAGCAGACAUUUAAGGUGGCCUUUUCAUCUUUAAAUCUCUUACUGCAAACACAAGCCCUUCUCUCUUCUAUUAAUUACCUAACCACUGUUAUCCCAUCAGAGGGCCAAACUAUUGCUGAGACAGAGUCACAACUUCAUAGUGAAAAGCAACUAAAAAAUAUUAAUCUGAAAAAAGUGACUGCACCCUCCAAAGACAAUGACAUUUUUAAUUUCAAGCUAUUUGCAAAGUUGAAUGCUUUUUGUGUCACUGUUUGUGAUGAAAAACACAAUAUUGCUGAAAUAAAGAUUCAAGGCCUUGAUUCCUCUCUUUCUCUUCAAUCAAAAAAACAGUCACUUUUUGCACGACUAGAAAAUAUAAUCGUCACAGAUGUUGAUACAAAUACAGUUCAUAAACAGGCUGUCUCAAUAAUGGGCAAUGAAGUCUUCCGUUUUAAUUUGGAUUUGUAUCCUGAUGCUACUGAAGGAGAUGCUUAUGCUGAUAUGUCUAAAGUGGAUAGUGUAGUGUCACUGCAUGUGGGAUGUAUUCAGAUAGUCUAUCUUCAUAAAUUCCUCAUGUCUCUCCUGAAUUUCUUGAACAAUUUUCAUAUGGCCAAAGAAGCACUGAGCGCUGCCACCACCCAAGCUGCAGAAAAGGCUGCCACGAGUGUGAAAGAUCUUGCCCAGAGGAGUUUUCGUGUUUCUAUCAGUAUUGACUUAAAGGCACCGGUUAUAGUCAUUCCACAGUCUUCCAUUUCCUGUAAUACAGUGGUGGUUGAUCUUGGGUUGAUCAGAAUACAAAACAAGUUUAGUCAGGUGUCUGGUGAAGGCUGCUUACUCCCUCCAGUAAUUGACGAAAUGGUUGUGCAGCUAACAGAACUUAAACUUUCUAGAACAGUGAUUGAACCAGGUGUCUCUCAUCCUGAUAUUCAACUACUACACCCUAUUAAUUUGAAUAUUUUGGUGAAUCGGAAUUUAGCUGCAGCUUGGUAUCACAAAAUUCCUAUAAUGGAAAUUACAGGGCAUCUUGAUACAAUGAAUGUUGGCCUAAAUCAGGAUGAUUUGAGUCUUCUGCUUAGAGUAUUAGAAGAAAAUCUUGGGGAGGCUUCUGCAGGGCCUGGUAAAAUAGAACCAAGAAUACAAGAGAAAAGUAAAAUUAAAGAACCUUUUGAGAAGUUCACAUCACAACAAGGUUUACAUAUAUCACAAGAAAUUCUACCUACUGGAGUUGAAGAAAUUGUGCCAGAAGAUGUCACUAAUGUGCUGCUAAAUUUUGAAAUUAAAGAGGUUCUGGUGACACUGAUGAAAAAAUCAGAAAAAAAAACAAAGCCUUUACAUGAACUAAAUGUGUUACAACUUGGAGUAGAAGCUAGAGUUAAAACCCAUGACAUGACUGCUAAGAUGUAUCUAAAAAAACUUAAUAUGAAAUCUCAUGAUUUCACAGAUUCUAAAGGAGAACUACUUUAUAUCAUUAACUCUUGUAAUGUAACUGAUGAACCACUUCUAAAAAUGGAAUUCAUAAAGGCAGACAGUGAUGGACCAGAAUUUAAAACUGUUCAUAAUAAUACCAAACAAACAGUAAAGGUAUCAUUUUCAUCAUUGGAUUUAGUCCUCCAUUUGGAAUCUUUGCUAUCCAUCAUGGACUUUAUGUCCUCAGCUGUUCCAUCCCAUGGUCUUCCCUCUAAUCAGAAGGAUUAUGAGCUGAAACUGCCAACAGAGGAACCUAAAAGCACUGCUGUCAAAGCUGUAUCUGACAACAUUUCCCAUCAAGAUGUUUUUGAUCUGAAAGUCACUGCAGAACUGAAUGCAUUUAAUAUCUUUAUCUGUGAUCAGAAGUGUAACAUUGCAGAUAUUAGAGUACAAGGAAUGGAUGCAUCUGUUUCUGUGCAAUCGAAGGAGACAGAAGUUUUUGCCAGACUCAAAGAUAUCAUAGUUACAAAUGCUGAUCCAGGGUCCAUUCACAAAAAGGCUGUCUCUAUAGUGGGAGAUGAGGUGUUUAGGUUCCAAAUGACUCUUUAUCCAGAUGCCACAGAGGGAAAAGCCUAUACUGAUAUGUCUAAAGUAGAUGGUAAACUAAGUCUUAAAGUGGGCUGCAUCCAAAUUGUUUAUCUUCAUAAAUUCUUCAUGUCUCUUCUGAGCUUCCUCAACAAUUUCCAGAAAGCUAAAGAGGCCGUGAGUACUGCCACAGCCCACGCUGCAGAGAAGGCUGCUUCUAGUGUAAAAGAUUUCGCUCAAAAGAGUUUCCGUCUUUCCAUGGACAUCAACCUGAAAGCACCAGUUAUUAUUAUCCCUCAGUCUUCAAUAUCCUCUAAUGCUCUUUUAGCAGAUCUAGGUUUAAUCAGAGUUGAAAACAAAUUUAACUUGGUCCCUGUGGAGCUGCAUUCUCUUCCUCCGGUCAUUGACAAAAUGGAUAUACAGCUCACUCAGUUGAAGUUAUCAAGAACUAUUUUGCAGGUUGGAUCUCCAAUACCUGACAUUGAAAUUUUACAACCAGUAAAUAUGCAUUGGUCCAUUCAACGAAAUUUAGCAGCAGAGUGGUAUACACAAAUUCCAGGGAUGAAAAUAAAAGGAAACCUGAAACCAAUGCAGAUUGCGCUCAGUGAAGAAGAUUUAACUAUCCUAAUGAAAAUUUUAAUGGAAAAUCUUGGAGAGGGAUCUUUACAGCCGAGUUCUGUACAACCAGUUCCUCAAGAGGGUACAAGAGUGAAAAUGGGAAGAUCUCAGGAUGAUUCUGAUCAUGUGAGAGGUUCACUGUUGCAUACCCCUGAACAAGAUAUGACAGACUUGAAUCCUUCUGACAAUCAAAAUGUCAUUCUCCAAUUUGAUUUUCACUUUGAGUCUCUUUCACUUGUCCUCUACAACAAUGAUAUAAAUCAGAAAGCUACCUCAAGAAUGAUUGACAAGAAGAAUGGUCAAGAUGAAAGUUCAAUGAUUGACAUAAAUUACAAGCAAGACAAAAAUGGAAGUCAAAUAGAUGCUGUUCUUGACAAGCUGUUUAUAUGUGCCAGUGUGGAAUUUCUAAUGACAGUGGCAGACUUUUUUAUCAAAGCUGUUCCCCAAAGUUCAACAGCUACAAAUGAAAAAACCACACAGAUUUCAUUAAGGCAAACUACUUCAGCAAAAAUCAAACCAGAGAGAGAAAGUUCUGGAAGGCCAAAUAUGACUUUAACGGCAAAGGUUACAGAUCCAGAAGUGGUAUUUGUUGCCAGUUUGGCAAAGGCUGAUGCCCCUGCUUUGACAGCAUCUUUUAAAUGUGACAUUUUUUUAUCAUCUUCCAAACUUGAGCAGAAGAUGAUAGCAUCUGUAAAAGACCUGAAAGUGUUGGCCUGCCCUUUUCUCAGAGUAAAAGGAACAAAAAAUGUUACUACGGUUUUACAGCCUUGCUCUUUACUUAUGGAAAAACGUGAGCAUGUUUCAGGAGAACAAAAUAUAGAUAUUCUGGUUGAAGAAUUUAUAAUUAAGGUUUCACCAAUAAUUCUCAAUACUGUAAUGACAAUCAUGGCUGCUAUGUCACAAAAGAAGAAAGAUGAUGAUUCAAAAAGUACAUCAGACAGUACUGAAAAUCUCUGGGCCAUCAAAUCUAUUGAUGAUUGUAAUGCUUGGUUUCUUGGAGUCGACAUGGCAACAGAAGUAACGGAAACAUUCAGAGAUCUUGAACAACCGUCGAUAAAGGAAAAUUUCGUUAUGGUUGUAAAAUCUGUUCAGGUCACCUUUGAAUGUGGCUUGGGGCAUCGGACUAUACCAUUAUUAUUGAUGGAGUCUACAUUUUCAGGAACUUUUAAAAACUGGUCUUCUCUCAUGUCUGCUACUGCUGACAUGACCCUUGAGGUUCACUACUAUAACGAAAUACAUGCUGUCUGGGAACCUUUGAUUGAGAGAGUGGAAGGGAACAGACAAUGGAAUUUGAAGCUUGAAUUGAGGAAUAACCCAGUCCAGGAUAAAAGUUUGAUGCCAGGAGAUGAUUUUAUUUUUCUUCCUGAGCCACAAACAGCAAUUCACAUUUCUUCAAGAGAUACAAUGAAUAUAACAAUAUCCAAAUGCUGCCUCACAGUCUUCAACAACUUAUCAAAGGCAUUUUCAGAGGGAACUGCAUCUACUUUUGAUUAUUCUUUAAAAGACAGGGCUCCUUUUACAGUGAAGAAUGCAAUAGGUGUUCCUAUUAAGGUGCAACCUAAUUCUAAUCUCCGAACAGUGGGCUCAUCUGUAAAAGGUGAUAUUUAUGAUGUUGAUGUUGAUCAGAUUUUGGAACUGGAGUAUUCCACUUCAGAACCCUUAAAUCGAGGGAAACUAUCUGUAUUGAGCCGUCAAGAAAGCUCUCUCUUCACUCUGACUUUUGUGCCUUAUGGAUACACAGAAAUAGCAAAUAUUCCUAUCACACGACCUGGGCGAAGAUUAUAUAAUGUACGGAAUCCCUGUAUGAAUUUUUCUGACUCGGCUUUGGUACAGAUUGAUGCAGCAGAAGGGAAUAAAGUGAUUACCCUUCGGUCUUCUUUGCAGAUAAAGAACCAUUUCUCUAUUCCAUUUAUUAUCUAUAAAUUUGUCAAGACUGCUAAGUUACUGGAACCCAUCGGAACAGCCAAACCUGACGAGGAAUUCCAUGUUCCAUUAGAUUCAUACAGAUAUCAAUUGUUUAUUCAGCCAGCUGGAAUCUUGAAGGGUCAAUUUAAAGAGUCAACGACCUAUAUUUCUUGGAAGGAGGAGCUUCAUAGAAGCAAUGAAGUCAGGUGCAUUCUGCAGUGCCCAUCAACUGAAAUCAACUUCCUACCACUGAUAGUAAACACAGUUGCUGUUCCUGAUGAAUUAAGUUAUAUUUCUACUCAUGGGGAAGAUUGGGAUCCAGCAUACAUUAUUCAUCUUUAUCCAUCCCUAGUUUUGAGGAAUUUACUUCCAUAUUCUUUAAGAUAUUUACUUGAGGGAACCGCAGAUACUCAUGAACUAUCAGAAGGUAGUACUGCUGAUGUUCUUUAUUCAAGAAUAAAUGGAGAAAUAAUGGAAUUAGUCUUGAUGAAAUACCAGGGCAAAAACUGGAAUGGACAUUUUCGUAUACAAAAUGCACUGCCUGAGUUCUUUCUUGUGUGUUUUACAUCGGACUCCACAGAAGUGAUGACAGUAGACCUAUCGAUACAUGUUAGGAGAAUUGGCAGCCGUAUGAUAUUGUCUGUCUUUAGUCCCUACUGGCUCAUCAAUAAAACCUCUCGUGUCCUCCAGUAUCGUGCAGAGGAUAUCCAUAUGAAGCAUCCAGCUGACUAUAGGGACAUUAUUUUAUUCUCUUUCAAGAAGAAGAACAUCUUUAGUAAAAAUAAGGUUCAAUUAAGAAUUUCAACUAGUGCUUGGUCCAGUAGUUUCUCACUGGACACAGUAGGAAGCUAUGGUUGUGUAAAAUGUCCUGCCAAUAAUAUGGAAUAUCUGGUAGGAGUUAGCAUCAAAAUGAGCAGUUUUAAUCUUACAAGGAUAGUUACUCUGACUCCUUUCUUUACCAUUGCCAAUAAGUCUUCAAUGGAAUUAGAAGUUGGAGAAAUUGCAUUUGAUGGCUCAUUACCAACAAAUAAAUGGAACUAUGUUGCUUCUUCUGAGUGUCUUCCAUUUUGGCCUGAAAAUUUGUCAGGCAAACUCUGUGUUCGUGUGGUGGGCUGUGAGGGAUCCUCUAAGCCAUUCUUUUACAAUCAACAAGACAAUGGCACUUUAUUGAGCUUAGAAGAACUGAAUGGAGGUAUCUUGGUAGAUGUAAACAUUGCUGAGCAUUCAACUGUGAUAACCUUCUCUGAUUACCAUGGAGGAUCAGCACCUGCUCUGAUCAUUAACCAUACCCCAUGGGAUAUUCUUCAGUAUAAACAGAGUGGAUUACAGGAAGAAAUGGUCUUACUACCAAGACAAGUGCGUCUCUUUGCUUGGGCAGAUCCUACUGGUACCAAAAAACUAACAUGGAAAUAUGCAGAAAAUGUGGGAGAACAUGGUCUUUUAAAGGAUGAAUGUGGACAAUUCCCGUACGAUGCAAAUAUUCAGAUACACUGGGUAUCAUUCCUGGAUGGACGCCAGAGAGUACUGCUUUUUACUGAUGAUGUUGCAUUGGUUUCCAAAGCACGUCAAGCAGAAGAAAUGGAGCAGGCUGAUCAAGAAAUAAAUGUGUCGCUUCAUAGUCUUGGACUUUCACUAGUUAACAAUGAAAAGAAGCAGGAAAUCUCUUAUAUUGGGAUAACUAGCUCUGAUGUUGUUUGGGAGAUGAAACCAAAACGGAAGUGGAAACCUUUUAGUCAAAAGCAAAUAAUUAUUUUGGAACAGGCCUAUCAGAAGUAUCUUCGGUCAAAUGAGCAUGAAUGGAUUAAACUAGAUGGCAAUCUUGAGGUUAAUUUUAGUAAAUCCCCAAUGGAAAUGCGAGUCCCAAUCCGGUGUAGUAUUAAGCGAGACUUCUUAUCAGGUAUCCAUGUUGAAUUUAAGCAGUCUCCUCACCAAAGAAGUCUACGGGCUCAGUUGUACUGGAUUCAGGUUGAUAACCAGUUACCAGGUUCAAUGUUCCCAGUUGCAUUUCAUCCUGUAGCCCCUCCAAAGUCCAUUGCUUUGGAUUCAGAGCCCAGGCCAUUUAUUGAUAUUAGCAUCAUCACAAGAUUUAAUGAGUAUAGUAAAGUGCUGCAAUUCAAGUAUUUUAUGGUUCUCAUCCAGGAAAUGGCUUUGAAAAUUGACCAAGGAUUCUUAGGUGCAAUUCUUGCAUUUUUCACACCAGCCACUGAUCCUGAAGCUGAAAGGAAAAGAACUAAAUUAAUCCAGCAAGAUAUUGAUGCUCUAAACACUGAAUUAAUGGAAACAUCCAUGACAGACAUAUCAAGUCUCAAUUUCUUUGAACAUUUCCAUAUUUCUCCCAUUAAGUUACAUUUAAGCCUUUCCUUGGGUUCUGGUGGUGAAGAAUCAGACAAAGAAAAAGAGGAAAUGAUUGCACUUCAUUCUGUCAACCUGCUGUUGAAAAGCAUAGGUGCUACACUGACUGAUGUGGAUGACCUCAUAUUCAAACUUGCAUACUACGAGGUUCAGUAUCAGUUCUACAAGAGAGAUCAGCUCAUGAGGAGUGUUGUCAGGCACUACAGUGAACAGUUUUUGAAACAGUUGUAUGUCCUUGUAUUGGGCUUAGAUGUACUUGGAAAUCCAUUUGGAUUAAUUAGAGGUCUCUCUGAAGGCGUUGAAGCACUCUUCUAUGAACCUUUUCAGGGAGCUGUUCAGGGCCCUGAAGAAUUUGCUGAGGGGUUAGUAAUUGGAGUAAGAAGUCUCUUUGGACAUACUGUAGGAGGAGCAGCAGGAGUUGUGUCUCGAAUAACAGGUUCUGUUGGGAAAGGUUUGGCUGCAAUUACAAUGGACAAGGAAUAUCAGCAGAAACGACGAGAAGAGAUGGGCCGUCAGCCUAAAGAUUUUGGAGACAGCUUGGCCAAAGGAGGAAAGGGCUUCCUCAGGGGAGUUGUAGGUGGUGUGACUGGAAUCAUUACCAAGCCUAUGGAAGGAGCUAAAAAGGAAGGACCAGCUGGAUUCUUUAAAGGAAUUGGAAAAGGACUUGUAGGUGCUGUUGCUCGUCCAACUGGUGGCAUCAUUGAUAUGGCCAGCAGUACCUUCCAAGGAAUUCAGAGGGCAGCAGAAUCAACUGAAGAUGUAUGUAGUCUCCGCCCUCCUCGCCUGAUCCAUGAAGAUGGGAUCAUAAGACCGUAUGACAGAAGUGAAUCUGAGGGUCAUGAUUUAUUUGAGAAUCACAUAAAAAAGCUGGAUGGCGAAACCUACCAGUACCACUGUGCCAUUCCUAGAUACAAAAAUGCAAAUCUUGUGGUUACAAAUAGGCGAGUGCUCUUUGUAAAGGAAGUGGAGAUCUUAGGCCACAUAUCCACAGAAUGGCAGCACCCAUUUGAAGAUUUUGUAUCACCUCCAACUGUUGAUGAAAAUCUUCUAAAAAUCUCAGUUAAGGAUCAUGGGUUGUUCUGCAAAAAGGACAAUGUCAAUCAAGCUUGUGUACGAAAAGUUUAUCUGCAAGAUCCAACAAUAGCAAUGAGAGCAUGUAAUGCCAUUGAUGAUGCCCGUUCAACAAGACAACAGCAAAAACUAGUGAAGCAAUCAUCAUUGAAAGUAGUUAGGCAAUAAAUGCUACCUUAAUUAUUCUACCA